This is a messenger RNA of Nannochloropsis gaditana CCMP526, 390 nucleotides long. RefSeq lists its product as uncharacterized. The transcript has 2 exons. The record is from RefSeq and is a predicted model, not a curated record. The annotation marks the transcript as partial.
CGAGGAGGCAGGGAGCCCCAAGAGGUGGAGACGGAGAUUUAUGCGGGAGGAAGGGAAGGGAAAGGAAGGUGGGCGCAGAACAAUCGGUUGCCUUCCCCGGAAGCCAACGCCGUGAUGGCGCGUUGUGGAAUCUUUUGGUCCCUCCCGACGGAGGAAGAGGGUGGGAGGGAAGGGGCUUGCCUGGAGGUCGUGUGCGACAAGUCGUUUGCGGCGAUUUUUUUGACGGAGGAGGAGCUGCGGAUCGAUAUGGCUGAGAAGGGAUGGGGCGUGGAUGUACUCUGGGAGAGCAUCAUCGCACCCGAAUCCCUCCCCACUUAUUAUGAGGGCUUGAUCGAAUCCGGAUUCUGUGUACCUCCUGGACAGGUGGGCUGUUCGAGGAAGGUUCUUAAG